CGCAGCCUGUAACGCGUCUGUGUUUUCCGAUGUUCGGAGGGGAGCAGUGGAGGCAGCAUGGAGCCAUCGGACCGUGUGCUGUCAGUGAAGCAGCAUCUCAGCCACAAGUGGAUCUGUCUCCCAGCCCUGGAUCUCUCACCUCCACGACACCGACCUCACCAUGACCAGGCCGCCGAGGCUGUCCCUGUGACCGACGGCAGCUCAGACGUCUCCGGCGGAUUCAUCUGGUCGCCUCUGUAACGCUGGAUACUUUUCAAGGCCUCAAGCGAUGCCUCGGUCCACAGUUGAGCUGUGAACCCGCCAAAACAUUACCUCGACCCGGUGACGCGUCGCCGAGGGACCCGCGGCGGAGCUACGGAGAGAGCGCAGAGGUUGCCCUCCUGUGUGGAAGGGCUGCUCUACAGAAAUGCACCCACCGUCUCGACAGGACUACGUAUCCGUGAGCCUUGCUGGACAAGGAAGUGGAGGUUACAACAACAGUAAGCAGUGGAGGAGACAGUCCUGCUGGAGGAAAUGGAAGCAGCUGUCCAGGCUGCAGCGGAGCCUCAUCCUCUUCAUCCUUGUCCUUAUGUUUAUUUGUGGGAUUGCCACCUAUCCUUCCAUCAUUGAACACCUCAGAGGCCUUCCAGAUGGCGAGCACGACAUAGACAGUAACAGCGCCCUGAGGCCCGCCAUCCCUCAUGUGCUGCCUGAGCCUGUCAAACAGGGUCAUGCAGCACUGCCAGAACAACCUUCCCAGAGGAAAUUAUCCAAUAAGAGAGGACCACCUGUCCUUCAGAAUCGCCUUCAGAGGAAAGGGAACACUUCAGACAUAGUGGUGGCGAACAAGGCGUCUGACAGCAAGAAAGAAGGGGAGGAGGAGAUCAUCAGCUGGCGUGGAGCAGUGAUCGACACUGAACAGGUCACACAGGGCACCAAGGAUGGGGAAAAGGAGGAUUCACCUACCAACCAAGAAGCCAUACUAUCCAAAGAGUCAGAAACUAGCUGGCUGGAGACAGUGCGGGAAUCUUUCAGACAUGCAUGGAAGGGCUAUAAAGAUUUUGCUUGGGGCCAUGAUGAGCUAAGGCCCAUCUCCAAGUCCUAUGGCGAGUGGUUUGGCCUUGGUUUGACGCUUAUUGAUGCCCUGGAUACCAUGUGGAUCCUGGGGCUCAAAGAAGAAUUUGAAGAAGCAAAGGCGUGGGUGGCCACAGAGCUGACCUUCAACAAGAAUGUAGAUGUCAACCUGUUUGAGAGCACCAUUCGCAUCUUGGGAGGUCUGCUGAGCACCUACAAUCUAACUGGAGACACCCUGUUCUUAGACAAGGCUAAAGACAUCGGCUCCAGGCUGAUGCCUGCCUUCAACACCCCGUCCAAGAUCCCCUACUCUGAUGUGAACAUUGGGAAAGGUACAGCCCAUCCCCCUCGCUGGACCUCAGACAGCACAGUGGCUGAGGUUACGAGCAUCCAGCUGGAGUUCAAAGAGCUCAGCCGCCUCACCCAGGAUCCCCAAUACGAGGCUGCGGUGGACGAGGUUAUGAAUCAGGUCCACAAGCUGGACGGCAAGCUGGAUGGUCUUGUUCCCAUGUUCAUCAAUACGAACAGUGGACAGUUCACCCAUCAAGGCAUCUACACACUUGGAGCCAGAGCAGACAGCUACUAUGAAUACCUCCUGAAGCAGUGGAUCCAAGGAGGCAAAAAGGAGAACCAGCUAUUGGAGGACUAUCUACAAGCAAUAGAAGGUGUAAAGAAGAACAUGUUGCAGAAGUCUUCUCCUAAUGGCCUUACUUUUGUAGGAGAGGUCUCACAUGGACAGUUCAGUUCUAAAAUGGACCAUCUAGUGUGUUUCCUGCCAGGCACUCUGGCCCUUGGUGCUCACAAUGGCCUGCCUGCUGAUCAUAUGGAUCUGGCUAAACAGCUGAUGGAGACCUGCUACCAGAUGUACGUCCAGAUGGAGACAGGCCUCAGUCCAGAGAUUGUCCACUUCAAUAUGCAUGAGGGCAGCAUCAGAGACAUUGAUGUGAAACUUGCCGAUAGACACAACCUCCUGCGACCAGAGACUGUGGAGAGUCUCUUCUACCUUUACAGGUUUACCAAGGACCUCAAGUACCAGCAGUGGGGUUGGGAGAUUCUUAAAAACUUUAACAAGUACACUAAGGUUUCCUCUGGUGGCUACACCUCCAUCAAUAAUGUGCGCGACCCAGGCUAUCCGAGUCCUCAAGACAAGAUGGAGAGCUUCUUCCUCGGAGAGACCCUGAAAUAUCUGUACCUGCUCUUCUCAGAUGACCCCAACCUCAUCAGCUUAGACCAGUACGUCUUCAACACUGAAGCUCAUCCUCUGCCUAUUUGGCCUUCCACUGCGUGACACACACAGGGAAGAAUUCAAACGUAUAAACACAACAAAUUAUCUCAGGGUUGGUCAAACACCAAGAUGAUAGCUACACCCCUUCUGUCUCAGUGAGUGAACUGCCAAAACGACCCUGAACACAGAUGGAAAAAAGCCUCUUUUCUGAUUGGAUCUAUUGUUUGCUAUGUGCUUGGUCUUGGUGAAAUCACAGGAGCUUGGGUCGGUGUGUAGCUUAUUUAUACAUAUUUGUCAUUAGGAUUUCUGUUAGUGACAGAGUGUUUUCUGGAGGAGCGGAGGAAGGUUUCUGUUCUCUCUCUCAGAUUACGUCAGCACUGGAGAGGAACCUGAAUGUGACUUGAACUGAAGCCGUCUUAGUAACAUGUUAUGGGGGAAGGUGGAGUGUAAGGUUUUGACUGAUAAUUGAUAUUUUCAGAUUGAAGCUGCUUAUAUUUGCUUACAGUCACGUAUGUUCAAUUUCUAAAAAUUACCAUUUUUAUUCCAGAGAAAAUCCUCCGACACUUUCAUGUCUUAAUUUGUAGCCCUGCAUUGUAUUAUUACAAUGGAGACGUUUCUGAAACAGAAUGUAAUCCAUUGGGACACAAAGCCAGUGUCUGGUGGUCUUACCUCAGUGCGAGGUGUGAAAGCAGCAAAAAAAAAAGUUCCCUUACAGCAGCCGCCAGCUGUGAGAGCUGAAACCAGCCACAGCCUGCUGCACAGAGAACCUGACUGCUCUGCCGACAUGUUUGCACAUGGGUGCCACCGUUGCAGGGAUCUGAGGAAAAAGCUAAUUCCUUAUCACACUGUAUAGAGUCUCUUAAGUGCUCUGGCAAGAACUAUUCUUCCUGAACAGAGCAGAGCGUGCCAACAGGCUGUUAACACAUUUAUACCUGCAUUAAAAUGUGAUCAUUGUUAAAUUGUCCAAAUCAACUCCAGAGGUCAAGGACGUAUUGUGAUUGAACAUUGAACACAAGUAUAAAGUUACAGGUGAAAAAACGAAAUCCAUGCAACCGUUUCAAACCAGUGAAGUAGCAGCUACACAGCUAGCAGCCAUUAGCCAGUGAACACAGGAAGCAGUCCUCACAUUACUCAAGACACCUGUGGACGGAGUGAAGACGAGAUCCAAAAGCAAGAAAACACAAUAACAGCCUCUUCUCUUUUUUGUUGUUUGCUGAUGGAUCUCUUCAAACAAGAGGACGGUCAGACUUCAGUGUGAACACUGCAGACACACAUUAAUACCAGUUGAAAAUCAGGUUCAAAUCAUACCUUCAUUUAAUCUGGAUACAGGUCGCAUUUCAAUGCCAGGUGUAAAAGGAGUGUGUGUUUUGUGUCCCGUGCUGCUUUCAUGUCAUACAGGAUAUGGUGGGAUUUUACAGCACAAAAAUCCCGCUCAGUAACCUCAGGUCAAGAAGACAUUGCUUGGAAAGUGCUACUUGAUUAAUGGAUUACACGGACCAGUCAUAUGCAGUUGGCAGCUACAAACAUUUACUGUAGGGUUUGGGGCAUAUGAUGAUAGUACAAUAUCCGUUUGUCAUUUGGAAGCAGCAUGUAUGAAAAACGGCAAAGUAUUCAUGAUUCAAAAGCAGAUUAGAUUUCCCCCAGCCACCCGAAAUUUCUCUUCAUGACCUAUAAAAAACAUGUAGCAGCUUUUCUCCCCACAUGACAUGAAUGCAGCAUCUGUCUCAACAUGGGACGCAGACAAACUUAUUCCAGCUGUUGCCAGGCAGCAGAUUUACUUCUGAACUGUGAAGCUUUUGUUUUAUGAGCGUAGUCGUGAGUUCUGAGCAUUUAUGGUUCUGUUUAUUUCUUUGUGGGUUUUUUGUGUCCUGAGCAGUUGCUCUUCACGCUGAAUGUUCCAUUGCUUUCUUUUGUCAUUUACCUCUGUAAGGUUUUUAUUAUUAUUCUCAUUGACCUGUUAGAUUUUAAAUAUACAUUCAGCAUAAUAUAUUGAUUUCUAGUGUGUGUUUAAUGUUGUAAUUGCAGCUAUCUAAAUACAGUGAGCUGGGAUUGUGUUUUGUUCAGUUUUUGUUGUAGUGGCCACUUCAGAGCAGUUUGCAGUCCUUCCUAUAAAUACCACUAGUUAACAUCAUAGCUCCGCUUGUAGUUGUUACUUUUAAAAACUUUGAAUUGAGACCAAACCUCAUUUAGUUCAUUCUGUUAUUUUCCUCACGUGUGCCUUUAAUGUUGCUUCAGACAACAUUCAAAAGACCAACUGCUAGCUGUCCGUAAACGUGCAUUUCUAUUCAUCCGAGCUAUUUUUUACAUGUAGCUGACUUACAACAGUGUGUGAUGGUGAUGAGAAUUUUUACAGUAGGAUUGAAGAUUGAUAUUUUUCCCUCAACGCAAUCAUUAGGUUUACAUGAUGCUAAUCUCUCCCAGUGUGAAUUUAAAUCCUACUUACAAGGGCUCUGCGUGAUCCCUCCCUGGAUCCUUCAGCAUAAAAUCUGAGCCAAAGACUUGCUGGAGAUACCUUCACCCCCAGCGUUUGGUUUGUUCUUACGAUGAAAAGCCAUUCUCUCCAAAGCCACAUCUUUCAGGAAAAACUAACAAAGGAGAUAUUUUCAGUGCUUUUGAUAACAGUGUCACUGGUGUGGGUUUUGAAGACUCAAUAUUUUUAGACAAAAGCCACUGAUGACUUUUAACAGCAGGCCACACACACCCACAGCUGUACAGUUGUUUACAGUCAGACUUGCCCAACAAUCAGUUUCUUAUUAUUAGAUCAUUACAGUGGUAUCGCUACACAAAGCACAUUAAAGUGUAUUUAACCAGAGUGGGAAGAUUAAAACCUCACUCAAAACAUAUUUAUAUAUAUAAGUACAAGAACAGGACAGCGCUGAGGCCAGAGUUGUUGAGUACAGUUGGUAAAGUUGGAGUUAGGGGUUCUAAAUACUUACUCACUGUGUGAACGUACACUGUAAUUACCUGUCAAAUGUAUAUACAAUAAUCUCUGGUUAUAGAGGUUGAUAUGAUUGUUAAAUUGUUGCAGACCCACAUGUUCACAUUAUGUCAGAUUUACUGAAAAUAGAAGCCAGUGGACCUAACGACUGUCCCCGAAGUGUCCUGGAACGCAGGUCAAGCAUCAAACUGAUAAACCCAGGAUUAUAUUCAUCACAGCCACUGUCUGCCCCAGGUGACUGGUGAUAUUUCCAGUAACAACAGUCCCCUGCAGGCUCGAAAGAUGAAGACACGCUAAUUUCAUUUUGCGACAGGUUCUAGUUUGCCCCAAAUAGCCAAAACAUGACUAAAUACAUAUCUGCUGGCAGAGGUUUUGAGGAGGCUCCACGCUGACUACACCCAUUUUCUCUCUCCUAGGACAAGGCAAAACUUUACAGCCACUAGUCAAGUUCACUGAGGAGGGAGGAGGUGGUGUGUUUUUAUACUUUAUCCAUUGACAUUGUUUGAAAAGUAGCGAUUGGUAUUCUCCAUUUAUUCCAAGACAUCCUCAUGGUCACGGUCACUUGAGUGCUGUGUCCUCUGUCUGAAGUGUGACCUCUGCCGACGCUGCGAGAUGGGAUCUUACAUACAAAUGUGGGGAACACGUGUAAGAGCUUUGUUCUGACGGAGGGGCGGCCUUAUUGGUUGUUUUUCUUUCCAUUUCAAACCUUAUGAAAUGUAUUGUUGAUGUCACUUGGUGUAAAAUAAACGCUGGACCUGCAUUCAUUCUGUGCAAAAAAAUUAAAAUGAUGAAAAAGCUUUUAUUGAACAGAAA
Molecule: messenger RNA, 6029 nt
Organism: Paralichthys olivaceus (Japanese flounder)
Lineage: Eukaryota; Metazoa; Chordata; Actinopteri; Pleuronectiformes; Paralichthyidae
Source: RefSeq, a predicted model, not a curated record